GCAUGGUUGACAACGUUGACGUGUUGCUCUGUGGUUCUGCCAGGUGAAAUUUGAAAGUAAAGAGGCUUUUUUAUGAAUGAUGCAAGAUCAACUUCAACUUUAAAAUCCGAAUAAAACUCGCAACCAGGCAAUAAUAAUGAGAUAAUGUGUUUUGCAUUUUGAAAUGAAGAGUAAAGCUUUAAGUUUAAGAACUGCCAAGUUCAUAGUCAUAGGAAUGGAGACGUGAGGAGAAAAGAGGCCAGAAUGCUUUUUCUCCACUUUACUGAAUUAUUCUAGAAACAAGAAUUUCAAAUAUAACAAUAUAACAUUGUAAAAUGCUUAAGUUAUUAUCAGUUACGCCAACGUUCAAUGAUUUACUGAGACACAACUGUGAAUUAGUUAGCCUUUGCCUCGCCUGAAUAAAGUGGUAAGUUGAAUUUAAUUUUAGUUCUAGGAACUUUGACAACCACAAGACAAUGUUUACAAUUUAACAUGGUUAGCUAAUAUUAUACUAAUAUAGUAUAGGCUAUAACUAGAUACUUUGGUCAAAAAUGUAAACAUUUUUUUUUAAAUAAACCAAUGGCACAGUUGAAUAGAGCUAAUUUUAAACAGAAUUAUAACACCAAAAUCAUAUUUUUAGCUGUUGUAGUUUUAAAGUUAUGAAUUUUUAAAGUACGACUUGGUUUGUCAUUUUUUAACAUGGACUGCAUCUCCACAUUCUGUGACCUCAUUCCACUGAUCGCGUCAUGCGCAAUGACUCUAUAGUUUAUAUAAGUAGGUACUUUGACACAAAUUUUAAAUAUAGUCCUAUUGCUAUGAAUGAUACAUCAUUUUAAAGGACUAGCUAUAAGCUUUACAACAACACCAAUUUCAUCUUUCUAUCUUUUAUAGAAGUGGAGUUAUGAUUUUUUUUGGUGAUUUUUUAAAACCCCCUUCUUUAUCUUAGUAUUUAACUUAGGGAUAACAAUACUUGUUCACGCACCGUUCUGCGCAUGUCCUAAAAUGUCGAAAAAAUGUGUUCUACAAUAUGGCGUACGGCUACACGGUAUCUUUGGAAAAUUGCAUACUACGUACCCUUUGUUUAUUAAAUAAUGCUUUCCUCAUCAGUGACGUAUCAGUUUUUGUGUUCCGGUGAUAUAUUGAUUUAUGCCACUAGAUUUUUUGUGUAUCCCGGACAGUAUUAUAAUAAUGACUUGGUUAGUAUAUAAAUCGCAUUUAAUACUUUUUUACUAGUUAAGCAACCAAAAUAAGGUUUAGUGAUACCCAAUCUACUUUCAUUUUAAGAGUUUUUUCAUUGUUUGAGUUAUUAUCUUGACUUUGUCUAUAAAAAGUUAUGCAUCCCACGAAGGAGUGGGGGUACAAAAUUGUCAUUUUUUUAUUUUGAUCAAGAAGCCGGAAAUGGCUGCUAUCACUGUGAUUCGUUAAUGUUAAAUCCUUAAACAGCUAAAUAAUGAUAAGACGUUUAAAAUGAAUAAUUUUAAGAAAAGAUUAUAACCAAAGUUUAAUUAUGUAGUAACCAAGGGUUGGUUUUAAGUUUUAUUUAUUACGUUAAAAAUUGUGUACGGUACCGGUAGACAGUUUAUCGUUCUUCGUCAUAAUUAUUGAAUCAAUAUUUAAAUUUAAUAGUGUUACAAUAGUAAUGUCAAUAAUAAUAAUCGUUUUUCUCUUAAUAAUUAUUUCAGAGAAUAUUACUAAAAUUAGGCCCAUAUAUCAGUUAUAAUUAUAAACAACUGUUAUUAUAAUCCUGCCUAAGCUUAAUUUUUCAUAAUCAUAAUUCUAUUACUAGUACUACGACAAUCAAGAACCACACUUACUAAUAAUAUAUUUUUUAGUUAAGCCUAUAUAUAACAGUUUUAUUAAAAUACAUCAAAUUAAUAAACAAGAAUCAAACAACAUCAUCGUUGUAAUUAUAUUUUUAUUAGAACAUAGAAAAGCAGUACAUAGACAAUUAUUUAAUAUAUCAAAUAACAUUUUUUAAUAAAUUAGUCUCAUCAUCAUAGAUGAUUUUGAGUAAUUUUUAUUUAUAAUUACAUGCGUUCCAAUUUAUAUAUAUAAAAAAAGACUACUUACCUUUUUAUAAAUAUAAUAAUUGAUUUAAAAUGUAAAACAAGCAUAAUAAAAUUAGUUAAAAUUCAAUAAACAUGUUAUUUUUUCGUUUUUUCCUGUAUAAAUGAUGAUUUUCCCAAUUUUUCUGUUCACUUUUUUCUGAACAUACCCACAAAUAAAUAUUUAAAAAAAUAAAAGUCUUGAUGUUAUGUAAAAGUUUUGUUGUUUAUUGGGUUGUAUAUUGCAUUGAGAAUGUCUCCUGAAAAUUUGGUAGCAUUAUCUUUUAAAAUCCAAAAGUUUUGGGCAAAAUAAGGCAGAAAUUUGGAAAGUGGGUCACACGUUUUUUCAGUUUUAAGUUUAAGGUAGAUACUUUGAUACAAAAAUUAAACUUUAAAAAAAAAUAAACCAAUGGCAUAGUUGAAUAGAGCUAAUUUUUAAAAGAAUUAUAACACCAAAAUCAUUUUUAGCUGUUGUAGUUUUAAAGUUAUGAAUUUUUAAAGUACGACUUAAUUUGUCCUUUAUUAACAUGGACCGCAUCUCUAUUUUCUGGUACCCAAUUCCGCUUUUCGCGUCACGAGAUAUAUAACUCUUGUUUUCAUGAUGAUUUUAUUUUCAGAACUAAUGCUGUAUUAAAAAAAUAAGUUUAAUAAUGUUAACAAUUAUAGAUAAAUUGUAGCUUAUCUAACUAUGCACUAUUUAUAUCAGUAAAUUUAAUAUAAUGUAUUAAUAUAUGGCUUUUCUGUUUACCAAAUCUACGACGUCCAUUAUACCGAUAUUUGCUAUAUAGUCUAUAUAAGGCAACUCAUGCCCUAAUUACGAAAAUACUGUUUGGGAACUAUUGAACUUUCAACUUUGGUACAUGACUAAUUAAUUAAAGCUUUCGCUGACCUAGUUUAAUAGUUUUUGCACACUGCAAACUUUUAUGAUUGAAAUCUCUGAGAUAGUAGUAAAUAAUAGCCAUUAUGCAAGUCACUGUGAAUGGCCGCCAUGACAUUUUGCACACUGCGAAUUUUGAUCAUGUAUAUUAUGGGCUCUACCAGGUUUUUUAACCUCAAAUUAAAAUAUUAUUCUUUCAAUAACAUUUAAAUUCAUUCUAAAACAUAAGUUAUCAAAUAUUUUGAUGUAAAUAGUGGAAAUAAUUAAAUAUUUCCUAAGUAACGGCAUCUUCCGCCACUGAAAGUGGGGCGUGGCCACUUCCUUAUCGAAAUUGGGCUGAGCUACAUUACCAUAUAGGGGUUCACUCAAGUGAGCAUAACAAGUGACCGACAUGUCCUAACUCAUUGAGAAUUGACACAAAUACACAUCGAUAGAUAAUACAGAAUAAGACUUUUUUAAAGACAUAAAAGUUGAACUUCUAUACGAAUUUUAUAGUGAAAGAUGCCUUAUAUUUAAAGGGGAAUCUCAAAAUACAGGUCGAUUUGAAAAAUUAAAAAAAUCAAUGUAAAUGUAGGCCAACAUGUGUACCUAAUUAUAAGGCCGGAAACGGAACUCAAAUAUAUGUUGAAAGCCCUCAUUUAAUAAUAAAUAGACAGACACAUCGGAAAAUUAAAAACUCAGAUUUUUCGGCGCCGAUUGCCAUUUCCGAUACACAAAAAGUAGUAGCCUCCCUUGGUUUACCGAAGUAUCUACUCUAAGGCAAGGCUGAAAACAAAUAUAUUUUCUAAAGCCUAAACUGAAUAAAACUCUAAAACUUUACAAGUAAGUACGAGAAAAAUGAGAAAGUAUGAGAAAUAUAAUAGUAAAAAUACGACACUCAAAACAGUUCUAAUUACAAUUAAUAAGAUUUAUUUAGAUAUUAAUAUAAUUACAAAACAAAAGAAAUAUAAUUGCAAAUCAUCAACUUACAGAGUAUGGGAAAAUCUUGUACCGGUACACAAUUAGUACAAUGUGCCAAUUAAUAAACACAUAUGAGUACACAAAGAAUAAUACACCUCAUGAAGUUAAAAAUAUCUAUCAAUCUAUCUGAAUCUCUGUGAAUCUCUGAAACCCCUUAUUUAUAUAGUGGGUCUAUCGACGCGUCCAGAAACGCCUUUACUUUUCUAAUACAAUCGCAAACAUUCCACAAAAUACUAUUGAGAACAGAUUAAUUAUUUUUAGUUGCAGUAAACACGGUAAGUUGAAAGGAACUAGGUCACGCUCAUCUAUGAACGUAACGUCUGCUAGGAAUCUAAUUUGAGGUCAAGCAAAGUUCACGACACGGGGAAAAUGUCCUACAUAGCAAAGUCAUUAAAAAAUUAUUCAAUAUGUAUCCUAAAAGUACAAACAUAGCAUAUUUAGGGCAAUAGUUUUGUAGGAAUUAUUGCUUUGUAUUUUCACAAAUGAACUUGCUAGAUACACUCAGGUAUUCAGUAGUAGAGGUAUCACAGUAAUAUUUAGUCCACUGUGUUCAACGUGCUUGUGACAUAUAUUUUGUUGGACUACGCCAAGGGGUCUAAAAUUUUAGUUUCCUGGCACCUAUGCCUAAUUUAUAUGUUCACCAGGCUCCUUGUGUUGAAUUCUAACAAGUUCUCUGCGAAAUGGCACAUAAAUAUACAAAGUAAAUAAAGAGUAAGGUAAAAAUAAAUAUAACACAUAUGUAGGUCACUAAAGUGUCAUCUAGUAGCUGCAAACAAUAGUUACUCAAGUGGGAAACUGUUUGCACCAUGACCGAAAGAUGUCACACAGGAUUAAAAGUGGAAAUAAAAUAAUGAAAAUUUUGUAAUAUCGCUGUGAGAAAGCCGCAGCAACCAUAUAGAACCCACAGCAACCCCCACCCCCCUCCUUCCAUAUUUUUACCAACCUUUAUCUUUGUGAAGCAAAUGGGAUUUUAUCAUUUAAUUCCCUAUUAAGGUAAUUUCUAAAGACGAUUUUGGUGCCUGUUGCUCUUCACCCCAUUUCUCAUGGCCCUGCCCGUGCUGUAUGAUGUAAUUUUAUGACAAUUAUUUCUUACGGCUGAACCGUGGCUGGCGAGUGCAGAAAUGGAGAAAACUAGAGAAUGCAUUAUUAACUAUUUCACUCAGCAAUGUUAGAUUUCGACAUAUUUUAUGGGAUCUGAGGAGGCCUUUUAGAUCACGCUAAACAGAUGUAUGAUUUUUAACACCCCCUCUUUCUUUCACCCAUUUACAACUUGUGGUAGUUAUCAGACUGUAAUAUGUUAAUGGGAAAUAGGCAUAAUGGAUAUUGAUUCUUAUUCAUUUUAAAAAAUACAAAAUAUCUUUCUAAAAAAUUAUGUCAGGUUACCUUGUAGGUUGUUUUUAAAAAUUACGCCCUAAUUUUUUAAUUAAUUCUUAUCUUAAUAAAUUUUAUUUUAUGCUGAUCUGACUUCGAACCACGUUAAGUUUCACCAGUAACUUUAUUUUUACCAGUGACAGACUGUGAUAAUGUGAUCUGCAUAUUCAACUAAUUAUUAAUUAUUUCUAUAGCUGAUACAUGCCUGCAAACCAAAGUGAUCACAGAUUGAAAUAUUAAUGUCGGUCAUCUACUUUUAGAAGUUACCUUUUUUGACGUCAGCUUAACACAAUUCCACUAGACAUGCAAUGCGAGGAGUUAAAAUACAGUCUAUAUAAUGUAUACAAUAUUUAUUUACUAUUUACGUACGGUACUGUGUUGUAUGAUUUUGAGACGAUAUUGUAAGAUUUUUGGAGUUUGUGGGUAAACAGGUCUGUAAAAUGUUGGAAUGUCAGUCAAGAUGUCCCCUAUUGUUAAUAUGUGGAAGGAUAACAAUUUAAUGACAAAAUAGUCCUUUCAUUAAUGAAAAAGCUAAUGUCCAAAAAUUAAAACUCUGAUUCUUCUGCAACAACUCCCAUUCCACACACAAAUUUUGAAGUAACCUCCCUUGUUUUACAGAAGUCCCUGUUACAGUUUACUAUUACAGUUUAGUCUUUACUUUAUUCUGCAUUUUAUUUUUCUAAAUAUGAAAAGUUGGUAGCAGUGAAUUUACUUGUGUAGUAGAGUGGUGGUUUAGGGUUGACUUAGGUGACAACGCCAAACACUGUUGUAGUGUGGUGUGUAGGUGACCCUGCUCGCAGCGCCAAAAACUGUAGCCGAGUGGAUGACGUUUAGCUUACAGUUUUAUAAAUAAGAUCAAAAUCAAAAUGAAACAAUCAGGUCUUGAGGACUAUAGCUUUUUAAUUAAUGCUCUCCUAUGAUGAAAACAAGAAAAAGGACACUAUGAACUAUGGAGAAGAAGCCUAUGAAGAAAAAGGACAAUAUCUGAAAAUAAACAAAUAGUACAGGUCAACAAUGUCCUGACUAACAUAGCUAAAAAUAAACAUGUUACAUAACCACGUAAUUACAGGUGGCGACAACAUAUACUUAAUUAGAAAGCAUGAUAAAUGAUACGUACGUAGUAUUGUUUUAUACACAUGGCAAAGAUAAUUAUCUUGUACUACGAAUGUUUUAACUAUAAAAGAAACCACGUGCAGUGUUUAAUUUGAAACACGUGCACAGUGUUAAUGCUACACACAGAACCAGAGUGCGAUGUGAGGGCUAACGUAAACUUUAAAGAUCUUGAAGUUAUAAUAGUAUGCCAUCCAGGUAUGGUGUCUAUGUAAGAGGCACACAUAGCGGGACAGUAAAUACAAUGGUAUUAAGUAUGACCACCGUUGGCUUGAUACUUGUAUCUGUCCAUCGCUGUGUCUUGUUAAGACAACAGCAGAUUGCAGAAUGAAUCAUAAUUAUAUUAUAUGGGAUGUGAUCCUCACACAUGCACUAUUUCCUAUGUGAGAAUUUAGCACACGGCAGGAAAGUUAGCCUAUUACACAUAUUUGACGGACACUCGCUGGUUGUAUACUGUUGUAUCAAUAGCUUAUUUUAUAAGCGCAUUGCAGUAUGUGUACCCAGAACGAUAUGCAGUUGUUUGUUACGCUCACAAACCCUGGUCACUGGUAUCUAAUUUAUUAAUCCUAUUAAAGAAUUUAUUUAACGGUUGUAUGUUAACCUUUAAAAUAGCCUGAGCAUAAGUCUACACGCUGUAGGUUAUUCUACACUAUAUCCUGGCUAUAAGUCUGAACAGAAAUCUUCUAAUGCUAACACUCAACAAGUUCCUACUAACCACAAAGAAAUAAAAAUGGCGUAAUUGCCUCUACUUACAGAGCGUUCCAAUGGGCCGCACUGAACAAAGGCACACUGCAGGUAUGCUGACCAACGCUCGAAAUGACCCCUAAUUCGUGUGCUCCCCUUUAUAAAGCCGUGCGCGGACAUAUGAGAGGGCCCCAACGUCACACCUAAACCGAGUCGGUCUACGUUUUGCCUUCUGGCCAGUUUCCUGGGAUAAAAUGCCUAACUCUGGGGACUAAUCCCGAGUAAUAAUUAAAAUCUCUGACCAAAGCCCUAACGACUUAUAUGUGAUCUGUGCAGUUUUAUCUCAGCUAUCUAAGAUACUAUUUUAUAUUUUUAUUAGUUAAAUAGUUCUUGAGAUAUUUUAACUAGAAGGGGUGGGGACCACUAUAAAUGAAGGCGAAAACUCCUUUAAUGACUAAAUAUUAAAAUAUCCUCCAACGAUGGAAACUUGUAAAUAUGCUAAGGUAUAGUGAAUAAAAUCCCCUUUCUAACUAGAUAUAAUUUAUAACUUAAUACGCUAGGGUUCCCGAGAAAUAAAUUAUUGAUUUUCUAACUAAAGCGCACAUCGUGGUAUUCUAUUAUUUCCCCCCCCUAUGGGCAGGAGAAGCCGGCCGUAUAGAGACCGCCGGGUGGGGUGAAAGGGAUACCUGAGUUCAACAUUCCGAUCCAGUGCUAGGCGAGGUCACACCGCGCGACCUCGCGUUGGGCGCCAAACAUGGUUGUACUAAUAACGGUUGUCUCAAAAUAACGGGCUAACGGGGCAUACACUGCCACACUUGCAAUCUAAAUCUUGGGCAGAUAACCUGUUCGAAUAUCCUACUUACUGUUCAGUCAUAUGAGCACCAUUCAAAUCAUUAGGCCUGAUCUGUAUUAUUAUAAUUAAUCAUCACUGAGUCUGAUACUGAUAUGGUCAUAAGCAGGGUUGUCAGGUCAAAAUUUUGAAAAGGGCCAAACUGAAACCGAAAAAGGGGCCAAAUGUUUAAAAUUCUAUAUAUAUGGUAAAUUUUCAGAAAUUUUGAUAUAUGCAUGGCAUUGAAAAUUUGUGUAAAACACUUGAUAACAUUUGUGAUCAUAUCGCACCAUCCAGGUAAAAUCUAGAUCACUGUAAAUGCAGUAACCAGGCUAGGAUAAUUAAUAUAUAUAUAUAUAUAUAUCACAGAAUGAACGACUGUAAAUACAAAGUUACCCCGAAUUUUAUUAAAAUUGUUGAAACAACUGACACCUAUACACUGUGUGGUACAAUAAAGCAUAUUAAAUUUAUUAGGUUAUAUAUUGUAUUCUUUGCACUAACUUCUUAAUACAACCUUUCCUUGGGAUUUUCGCUUAUCCUAAACACCCUCUUUAACAAUAUGUUCAAAAAAAUAAAGGCUGUACCUUAUGUUUAUAAAUAUAUAUAUAUAUAUAUAUAAUAUACAUAUAUCUAGAGAGAAAGAGAGAGGGAGAAGCAGUUUGUGCAUUUUUUUUUUUAUUUAACAUAUAUCAAAAUAAUUUCUUAAAAUAUACAUUUAUUUAGUUCAAAGUCUCCUUAUCCAGAUAUGAAUCUCAUUCUUUCCAAGUUAAAAAUAAGGAAAACUGGUUUGCAAGUUUAACGGGAUUGAUGGCGGAAUUUGAUCUAAUAUCUUUGGAAACCUCAAGGUACCAAAUUUGGUCAAGGCACCCCCUUAAGGUUGCGGCAUCGCACAUUCUAACUUAGGUGCAUGAACAUAUUGUGUUGCAUUUGUUUGUGUUCAAUUGUCAUUGUGUUCAAUUUUCUAUGUGUGCACUUGUCCAAGUUUUCACUUGUCAUGUGAUCAGUUGUCAGUGUUCACUUGUCAUUCAUUUAGGUGUGCAAUCACCAUUUAAAAUUAUACUGAAAUUUUUCAUACAUAAUAUUAAUGGUAAAAAAUGAGAGAGACUUUAGGCGUUUAAUUUAUUAAAUUGUUUCCUUUCUUUUAAAAUCCAGUAUCAUUUCAGGAUACAAAAUAUUUACUGAAUUUGUUUUAUCCAUUCACGAAUAUUAUUAAAGAAAAGAUGGUAAAUUUAUGUUUACGGAUAAUUAAUAUCAUGUUACUAUUAAUUCUACCCAGCCAGCCUCUCUCAUUCUCAUGAGAUCCUAGGCUUGCUUGUCAGUCCUAAAAUAAGCUCUCACUUUUGUCAUACUUUUGUCAUGGGUUGUGACAGACGGGGUUUCACUACGUUAAACAUCCCCAAAGGAUGUGUUAUCCUGACAAUGAAACAAAGCUAACUCUGAAUGUUUAAUAUAAAUUUUAAAAAAAUUCUGGAUUUAAAAUGAUAAUUUGAAUUUAAUACUUUUUUCAGUUGCAUUUUGGAGGAAUUGCUACAAGAAAGUGUGAGGACUACUUAUUCAAGUAGGCCUAUGUGUAAACAUUUCAAAGAGAGUAAAAUAUCACUUUAGAAAUGAGCAUCAUUUGCAAAAGUGUUAAAGUUGCCCACAUUUUAGGGGUUGUUUUAAUUUCAAGCUUAUGCUUUUAUAAUUUGAGUGUAAAAAGUGCAGCGGCAGAAGAUGGUGCUUUAACUCUGGUUCAGGAUUCAAAUUCAAAUAAUAAUGAUGAAGGUAUGUAUAAUCAACAAAAUUAUUUCUAUUUGUGUAUACUUUGCACUUUAAAUAUGUUGUUUGCAAUGAGAUACUUAUUACUUUUAUAAAUAUAUUGUAACCUCACCUUUGACUGUAGUUUUUUUGUUUAUUUUUUCUAUUUUGUUACUUUUAAGGGAAUAAACUUAUUUAGUUUCAGGUUACGUUUUAAUAAACUUGAUUUUUUUUUUUUAAAGAUGAUGGUGUGAUCACCAUUGAAGACAGUGAUGGUCAAGAAAGGGAUGAAAAUAUUGAAAUUUUUGAACCAACAAGUGAAUGGAAAACUGUUAAAAAAGGUAAAUGAUCAUUGAGUUUCCUCUGUGACAUCAGAUUUUAAAAGUCUAAUGAAAAACAUUGGAAGUUAUUUUUGUUAUUGAAUUCUUAGUUUAUUAGAGAUCCAUUAUAUUAUUUAUAGUUAGCAGUGCUUUAUCUAAUAUUUGCUUGCAAUUGAACACAUUUACCUUCAGAUCAACUUGCUAGUAUGUUGGAUAAAUCAGAAUUUUAAAAAGCAAACAUUCUAGUGCAAUCAAACAAAUAAUGUUUUAGUACCCCAUAGGCUAUGAGAACCAAGGACAGCAGGAAAGAAAAAUGUGUGAUAAAAAUAAAGUUUAUUCCUACUAACAAAGUUAAUUAUGCAAAAAUUAUUCCAGCUAUUAUAUGCAAUUUUUUUGCUAUUCAUGAACAAAUCAUAAAAAAAAUAUUUUUUUUUUAUUGUAUAAAGGAAGAGUACUUAUUGUUUAAUAGACAUGAAAAAAGACACAAAGCCUUUCUAUUUAGGCAUGAAAAUGUACAUGUUUUAGCAAAAAAAGCUGUUUUGAUCAUGAAUAGAAGAUUAAAGAAAUUUAGAAAACUAAUUUAGACAAUGCUGGUGGGGAUAUAACUAGAACAUUCGGAGGUGGUUUGAUAGUCUACUAAGUCACUCGUGUAUUAUUGGAAUAGCAUUUGUACUUUUUAUUGUAAUGUAUUUCUGGUUGCUUAAUAAGUAACAGUCGACACAUUAACUCUUUAAAAUGUCAGUGGUAAUCUUAGUGGCUUCUAUGUAAUAAACUAAAUAGUAUGUAUGAUAACAUUUAUAAUUAAAGGAAAUGAAGGAUAUAUGCCUUAAGCAAUUGUAAUUCAAUUGAUCGAUUUAUCUAGGUCAGAAAAUACCACCUGGUCUUCAUGUAAGAAUGGAUCUGCAAACUGGAGAAAAGCAGGCUAAAUUGAUGGAAGUGGAAGGCACUCAAAAUAAAAUGGAACAAUGGGAUGCUGGAGAAAAUAUUGGUAAACGUUUAAUCAUGCUAUCUGUAAUUAUUUGGCUGUUUGUUUGUCUUUGUUAACAGACAUAACAGUUUGAGGUGCAGUGGAUAGAAAUGGGACCUAGAAAUUCAAUCUUUUUCUUAAUCUGCUCUGAAAUUAUUUUCUGAGGUUUGUUGAUCUAUAAAUUACUACAAUAAUACUGUGUAAACAUUGAUCACAUAAUCAGAAGUUAAACAAUUAUUAUUUACUGCUUCUCUGUGAUUAAUAUCUACUUUUGCCCGUAUCCACAAAAAUGUGACUUCAAAUUUUAUAUUAAUGCACCUCACUUAAAUGCAAUAAAAAGAUCAUCAUAACUCUCAAAAGGUGGUAGAAUUUUUCAUGUUUUUUUAUGAUCUUAAAUAAACAUUAUUUUUCAUAGUGUCUCAUGACUGCAGUUUUGUAGCCACCUACAAGUAUUAUAUAACAUGUUAAAGAAAAUUGAAUUCUCUUCAAACUACUCUGCUCACCUCUGGUCCUAAUAAAACUUUGUCUCCUAUUUCUGAAGAAGAAAAAAAAAACAAUUUAUAAAUUGAUUUUAGUUUUUUUUUUUUUAAACAUUGAAAUUAUGUAAUAAGUGAUUUUUUUUUUUUUUUUAAAGCAAAUUUGUUUUUGAAUAAAGCAAACCAAAGCAUAACAUCGCCCUUUACAAGGAACAGAAACAAAUUCAAAUUAUGGAUUUUAUUUUUUUGUUUUUUAAAAAUUAAAAUUAUUUAAUAAAUGAUUUUUUUUUUUUUUUUAAAGCAAAUUUGUUUUUGAAUAAAGCAAACCAAAGCAUAACAUCGCCCUUUACAAGGAACAGAAACAAAUUCAAAUUAUGGCAGUAAAAUUGAUAUUUUAUUUGCAUGUGUUCAAUACUACAACUCAUGUUUAAAUUUCAAGUGAAUACAGAAUAGACUCAUAAAUAAAAAGUUAUUUUUAGACAAAAUAUCAUUCAAGGAAAUAUUGCCUAAAAAAUUCUAUGAUAUUUAAAAAAUUGUAUUCUUAUAUUUUAAAAGAGAAACACAUACUAUAUCGAACUAAUUACUUAAAAUAUUAUCACUAAGCUUUAUUUAAGAUUAAAAACUAUGUAAAAAAGCAAUUUUUAAGUAUUUUUUUCUUUUUACAUCAUCAAGAUACUGCCAGGUGAUCUAGUCCUUCACUGAGAUGUUUUAUGAAGUUUUUGAAAACCAUUUCUUUCUAUAUUAAAAAUUAAAUUUGUUUCACAAACAACACAUCUGACAUAGUCUUUAGCCUCUUUUCCCUUGUUUUGGUAAACAAUCUACAAUUUUUUCAUUUAGUGUUAUACUCAGUUUGCAGCCCAUGACAUGAACAUGUCUGGCUUAACAGCAACUGGUACAUCAUCAAAGAUGUUAUAUGUUCCCAAAAUAGUUAAUCAAUUGAUACAUUUUUCUUUCAUGAGGACACAGUUUUUUGCAUUGAGAUAAUAUAUAGAGAAUCCCAACUUGCACAGCUUGCCUCUUGUUUUUAGUGUCUGAAACUUUCAGGAAACUCAACAUGGUCUUGAAUCUGUCCCUAAUCAUAAAGACCCUGCACAUAGUCCAUUAUAAAAAGAUUUCCUGGAAUACAGUCAUGUAACAUUAGGAGCUUAAAAAAGUCCUAAGAAGUUCACUUAGUUCAGCGGUUCUCAACCUGUGGGUCGCGACACCUUUGGGGGUUGAACUACCCUUUCACAUGGGUCGCCUAAGACCAUGGGAAAACACACAUAAUCUACAGUUAUGAAGUAGCAAUGAAAAUAAUUUUGUGGUUGGGGGUCGCCUCAACAUGAGCAACUGUAUUAAAGGGUCACAGCUUUAGAAAGAUUGAGAACCACUGACUUGGUUGAUCAAAAUUCCUCUUCAUUGAUGUUAUACUAAUAUUUGAAAACAGAAAGUUUCUUUGGCCCAUUGUCCUGUGCAUGUUAGCGUAUGAACAAUAGCAUGCAACCAAAUCUGUAGUGAAAAAAAAGUUUUAAAAGUCUUAUUGGUUUUAGAAAUCUCCUUAUAGCCUCUCUUGUUUUCUCCUUAUAGCCUCUCUUGUUUUAAAACCAGGAAGCUGUAUGUUUGAUCUUAAUGGCAGAAAUCCAUUUGAAGCCCAGGAUCAUUUUCAGCAUACAUAAUUAGCCUCCAUAGAGUCUGUCAAAUAUUUUUUAAAAAUAUUUAUAAGUUAAGCUCGAAAUUACAAGCUAUAUAAAAAAAGAAAAUAUUCUACCUAAAGUACUUUUAAAUUUUAUAUUGAAAGACUAAGGAACACAGCUACUGUUUACAACAAAAAUAGCCUUGGAUAUGGCAUUUAACAACUUCACAAAUAGUCUCUGAUACAGCAUUGUUUACAUUGACAUUGGAUUAACUGAAACAAUAAUUUAAAAGACUAUAAAUUAAAAAAUACAACUUAGUUUAAAUUUUAAAAAAAAAUCUUUGAUUCCUUUAAAAAAAAAACUUUUUAUGAUAUUUUUAAUACUGUAGCUUGAAAUGAAGCUAGUGAUCAUAAUAGGGCCUAGGUCUAAUGAGAAUGAAAAAUAUAAAAAUAAAUCUUCCUGUAUUUUGCUGUUGAUAAAUGAUGAUAAUUUUCAGUAUUCUCUGUAUCAGACUCUUCUGAAGUGCUAUCUUCAUCAGAAAUAUCUUCUUAAGAAGAACUUAUUAUUUCAAGCUUAUAAUCAGAAUUGCACCAUAGUGUGACUCAUAGCUACAUGUUCGACACAUUUUCUUUUGUUCUCUAUUCAUUUAAGUAUUGUUGGGUGGUGUGUUAAACAUGCUAUGGGUUAUUGUUUUGUGUGCUUCUGGUCUAAUAACCAGCGUUAGAAUAUGAUGGCUGAUUUUGACGAUAGAGAAAUACUUAAUAUGUCUUGUGUUUAAUGUUGUUUUGAUUAGAAUAUUUACUUGUUUAUUUGAUGAAAUUGAUAAUGUACAAUGUAAUCCAAUUACAUUUCCAUUUAUUUAGAUCAAUUAAAGAAUCUUAUCUAUAGUUUCGCUUUUUUUAAAUAUACAAUUUAUAUAUAUUUUAGGGGAGUUUUUUAAACUGUCAGAUAUGACUCAUAUUUUCAAUCUCUUAUCUUUGAGAGUUAACUUGAUGUUGAAAAGAAUUAGAUGCUGAAUGAAUAGAAAUAGAAGUAAUCUGAAGAGUCAAAUAUUCCUAUGCUUCUUAUUACUUUAUUAACUGUUCAUUAUAUUCUUGGCUCGUAGGCUCGCUGUUCUAUUUUACAUUUUUAGGACUCAUUCAAUCUUCUACAUUUGCAUUACAAACAUCACGAACAUAAUAAUUCCCAGUGCUAGUGUCUAUGUAAUGAUUCUUAACAGUGUUGUUAUAUAUAUUUCAUUUAUUUGUAGGUAUCAUCAAUACUGAAAAAAAGCGCUACACAAGAGACGAGUUGAAAGCUGCUCUGAAGGAAUUUAAAUAUAAGGAUGAGACCCCUGUCAGUAAGGUAAAUAUACAUGUAAUCUGUUUUGAGUUUUUCAAAUAUGGGUUCUUUAGUAUAAAAUUACUAAUGAUCAAGUGACUCAAAUCAGAAAGGAAGGUAUACAAAUUUUCUCAUAAUUUUAACAUUUAUUAAGUUCAGUUAUUUUAUAUUUCUUCUUUUGAUCUACUAUUUCCAAUAGGAACAGAAAGAUGAGAUCAAGAACAACUUUCGGAGCUAUGAUGAGCUCAAGAAAGCCAUGCAAGACAUGAAUAUGGCUGUCAAAACGGAAGGGGAAAUUGUGACAGAACUCACAGCAAAGUUAAAAGGGCCCUAUGAUGAUGUAGAAAGCCUCAAAUCAUUGCUUGUUGACAUUGAAUACUACUUGCAUCAGGUAAUAACUGAGCUAUUUUGUUACUUUUCCUUAAAACCUUAAAUUUCUUUGUGGUCAGUUUGGAUUGUGAGUGAAGAUAUUCCGACUUAGAUUCCAAAACAAAACAACUGACAGAAUCAUCAAAGUUAUGUUCCAUUCCUUUCGGCCAUGGUUUAUGUUUGUAAAUAAGAUGUUUAAUUAGUAUUACUGUAAGCACCCAUUGUAAAAACUUAUAAAUACUCAAUAAGAAUAUUUAGAUUUAUUUUGUCAGGAGAAUGUGAUGUGGGUGAUUUCAAAUUUUUUGAAAUUCGAGGGUAGUAAAAAGCUUAUUAUGUUUUGUAUUUUCAUGUGAAUAUUGUUCUAUUAGAGAUAAUCAAAAUUUUAAAGCAUGCCAUGCAACCUUCUUUCACACGUGCCACACCCUAGACCUUUACAAGAAUUCUGUGGCAAUCAUGUACAAGUAUUAGAGUGCAGAGUGGAUACAUGUAAUUAACUUUAGCCAGGAUAUCUUUUAUUAUAAAUAACUAUAUUCUGUUGACAUUCAUUAAGGCUUCUAAUGCUAAAAGGUAAAAGACUACACUGUAUUUCUCUAUAAUAACUGUCGGUAUUGGACAAAUUUCUGUUGCCCCAUUUUUUGACAGCUUGGUAAUAGACUACUGGGUAACCAGUAUUGCUUUUGUAUCAACCCAGUUUUACCAUAUUUAUGUGCAUACAUAUGCUCAGUGCUUUUCCUCAUCUUGGAAGGAUUUUGGGCAGCACACCUAGCAUUACCUCAGGGCACACCAGUACUGUCACACCCAUGUGCUAUGGCACACCAUUUGCAGAGCUCAGCUUUAAGUGAUGUAAAGUAAUUCUGCUUUAUAUAGCUUUAAACUGAAUAUACUUUAAAAUAAUUAAAGUUUUACAUUUAUUUAAACUAUAAAUAGAUUGACAAUGCUAAAUUGUUUGCUGACCUUGGAGGUCUUGAGACUAUGUUGAAACUGAUGAACAACUCCAAUGAUGAUAUCAGGGAAUCUGUGACACAUGCCAUUGCUGCUGGAUUGCAAAGGUAACUACAAACAUUUAAAAUCAUUGAUUGUCAUUGAAUCAUACCUAGCAUUCCACAUCAUUCAACCAUAAACUGUUAGGUGAUAUAUUGUUAAAAUAUUUACUUUUCCCCAGCAAUGCCAAAGUUCAAGUGUCAGCACUUGAUAUUGGUGUGAUGCAGCAGCUGGUUAGAAUGUUGUCUGUUGAUCCUUCACAACAAGUGCGCAAGAAGGCUUUAUUUGCUCUUUCAACUCUCGUUCGUCAGUUUCCAUUUGCACAGAAGAAAUUUCUACAGCUUGGUGGUCUUUCAGCUCUAGCCAACAUGUUCAUUAAAUCAGAAGAGGAGAGUUUGAAGAUCAAGAUCAUAACAUUGUUGACAGAUUUAUUGUUAGAAUAUGUGAGCAGUUUUAUUUUACUUAGUUGUAUUGGGAAAAUUUUAUUUAUGCUUCGUAAUAUUGUAUUUACAAUUCUUAAAAAAUUUAAAAAAUCAAAUGAUUUUUUUAUUUCACAGAUUUUUUAUUCAUUUAUGUACAAUUAAUUUUUUUAACCACAGGAUUUUAACCAAAAGCAGAGUACUUCAUCUGACCCAAUACAAGUCGAGAGAUCAAUUCAGUACAAAGAGUAAGUUAAUUCUUAUUAAAGUUAUAUUCCUGCCAAAAAAAAUCAAAUGAUAAAAUGGAAUUCUAUUUAGGAGAACAAUUUUUAUGUUAAUCAAGAACAGCAUAUCCAAACACUUUUAAAUUAUAAAUAAAUUAAUGAAAAUUUAAACAAAUUCAUUAACCCUAAUGCAUUUAAAUUAACAAUCUUAAGUAACUUUUUAUUAGAAAAUACUUUUCAACUUCCUGUCCUGAGUGUGCAAUAUGAGAAUACAAAUAAUCAUAAUAUUUUUAAGUUCAGAAAAUUAAUUUCAAAGAUUUCCUAGCAUGUUUGAUAUGUUAGCCACCAUCCUUGUAAAUGAGAGCAAUAAGUCUUCAAAGGGUUAUUAAGAUUAGUGUAAGCAAGCAAAUAUGGUAGAUCAUUUCUAAUUGAUGUUUCUAAUGAACUCUCAUAAUAUAUAACUCUAAUUGAAGCUAGACUCACCGUAGGACAUUUAAGUAUUUAAAAUCAAUAUUUUCUGUUAUGAUUAUGGUGUAUAUUAUUCGGAAAAAGAAAAAGUGCUUCACUUUUUAAUAUGGAAAAUAUAAAAUGGAAUAUGCAUACAAAUCCCUAUUUAAAUUAUUUUUUUUUUGUAUCAUAAAUUUUACAAGUGCAAAAUUUAUAUUAUUUGCAGGUAGUUUUAUCCAGAUUUAUAAUUUAGAAAUAUAAAUGAGAGGCAGCAAUAAUAGUACAAAUUUUUCCUUGUUUCAGUAUCCAAUUAAGAGAAAACAUGUCAACUUCAGGAUGGUGCACUCUCAUGGCCUCACUCCUGCACUCCCCUUCAGGUCAUGACAGUGUUGAGAAAGUCCUUCAUGCCAUGUCAGCUUUGAUCACCACAUGUAAAGAUGAGUUCACACCCACCAGGCCAAAACUUCAAGCUCUUCUCACUGAAUAUCAACAUUUAGCACAAGAAGAGGUCAAAGAUGGCCAUGAUGAUUUUUACUCUUCCAUUUAUUCAACUCUUAGAAAUUUGGUCAAUGAAAUUCAUAGAGAUGAUUUGUGACUUAAUUAUCUGCUGUUUUUAUCCUAACUAUCCACAUAGCCUACACUAAUAAAAAUCCACAUAGCCUACACUAGUAAAUAACCCUGUUAGCCGCCACCCCCUAAGCCCAUCACACAGGAAAGUAAGUGUGUGCAUACAAAUAUGAAAAGCAAUGAUGUAAUGGGUUAUUAACUUUAUCUUUUCAAAAUAUAAAUAAAAUGAACGCAACAGAAUUUUUAAAAAUGUUUUAAUUUGAUCAUAAUACUAUGUGAGCUGCUAAAGGCACACUGCCAAAUUGAAAAAAAAUACUUAAUAGCUGAUUUUACACUAGAAUCUUUAAAUAUUAUUUCAAUUAACUGUCAGUGAAAUUCCAGUUCAUUUGUAACUAAUAACUCAUUAAAUGUCUUGAAUCAGAGCUUCUUUCUUUGGUUUUAUGCUAAAGGUUUUGUAAACUAGUGUCAAGACACAAAUCAAACAAUAAACAUCUGCUUAUAUUAAUUUCUGAUAUGGAUUAAACAUUCAGAGAGGAAACAGAAUCAUUAGAAUGUGUGCACAACAAAGGGGAGAUUAUUACAGGUUGUAACUGUGUUAUAGAUCAAUAAAAUUCUGGAUAAAAUUUGGACUGUGGUCAACUUUUACAUAAUACAAUUAUAAUUCAGUUGUCAGUGGUAGGAAGAAUUUGUUAAAAAACUUUUUAUAGACAUUAAUUGUUAAAAAUUAAAAUCCUCCAAUGUCAUACCAUUAUAUGGAUCACUAUUUUCCAAUCAAUUCUUUUAAAACAUUGUUUGUAUUUUUGUAUUUAAUAUGUUAAGUAAAAAAAAAUAAAAAAUUUUGCAAAACUCAAUAAAAAUAAUGUUAUCUUAUUGAAGAUAGGUUUUUGUAUCUAAAUUAGAGGCUUGUUUAAUACUAAUUUGGUUUUUGUAUCUAAAUUAGAGGCUUGUUUAAUACUAAUUUGCAUUUUUUUUUACACAUCUAUGACAUGCCAAAUGUUAAAAGCUCCAAUUAAUUUCCAUUAAAAAAAUCCUUCUCCCAUUCAUUAUUAAAUAUCACUUGGAAGUUAUAGUCUCAAAUCUUGUUAGGACUAAAUAUGAUUUUGAUAACUGUCACAUUUGAAUUUGACUGUCAAUUUUUAGGAUAAACAAAAUUUACUUUAUGUUUUUUUUUCCCUUAAAUUAUUUUUUAACAAAAGUUCUAUAUUAUAUUUUAAUUAUGAUAAAUCAUUCUUUAAGUGUUUAUUUUUAAAAUUAAUUUGAAUAAGAGAAGAAACAAAAUUUCAACUAAAAAAAACCCAUGUUUUUUUACAGUUAAACAAUUUACCUAUCGUUAUUGUUUUUCUGCAUUCAUAAUCUUUUUCUUUAACCGUCUUCUUUUCCUUUCAAUUAUAUUGCAUUUAUUUAUUUAUACUUGCUUGGUUGGAAAGUUUUAUUGCAUUUAUUUUUUAAACGAUGAUAAGGGGGGAGUUAAAUUAAUAUUUAAAAAAAUUUCUACACUCAACCAUAUCUAAGCAAUUAAAUACUUUAUCAUGUCUGAUUUUAUCUGGUUAUAUUCCAAACACCUCACUAAUGUAUCAUCUUAAAUCACAAUGUCAAAGGCCUGAAAAGCAUUAUAUAUUUUUUUAUUUUUGACAAUUUUCUUAGAAUAUUGUUUAAAAAAAUAUAAAAAAAUAUAUGAUUUUAAUGGUUGUUUUUUGUGUUCACAAUAGUUGAAAAAGGCUUUGAGGCAAUGGCUGGACUAAAAAGUUUUUACAGUUAAAGUACAUUUUCUCAUCAAUUUUGAUAAUAUCAAAGUCUGUGGAAUAUUCAUCUUCUUAAACUUAAAAGAUGCAAUCAUUAUUUUGAAUUAAAAUCUCCUGUAUAUUGUUUUAUUCACUUUAGACUCUCUAUGUAUUCUCUUAAAAGAAAGAUUGUCAAAUGCUUGUAUUUACCCUAAGUAUUUAAAAUCUGAUCAUAUUCUUGCUUGGCAAAUACUUUAUUAUCUAGUUUAACCUUUACCAUAUGUUUCAUAGCAGGAAAGAUAACAUAUUUUUAUGUUUUGUCUUAAUACAGCAACUUUCCUAUCAUGAUUGAAAAUAGGAAAUCUCUUUUAGUGUUCCCUUCAAAAGCGGAAACUGUUCUAAAUCAUUAGCAGCAGCAUUGAAAAUUAUCAUCGUUUAUUUGCUUUCUUUAUGUGCAUACACACUAUAAAAAAAAGUGAUUGCAACCAUUUAGUUCCUAUUUACGUGCUAUUCAAUGGGGAUUUUCAAUGUAAUUUUUAAAAAAUUUUGAUAUCAGGUCAGACUAAGUUCUUUUUUAAGCCUCAUAACUGGACACUUGAUAAAAAUCAAAGGGACACACAAAACUGACACACACGUUUUCUACCAGCUUAAAUAACUAUUCACUGUGAUUGGAUUAACAAAAUCACAAAGGGAUUACUAAUACAAAGAAAGCAUCAAAUGAUGUAAUGAAAAUUGUUUUAUUGUAGUAACUAAUUAUAAUACCAAGCCAGACAGUGUGUUGGGGUUGGGUGGAUAUAUGUUAAUACAUACCACUCAGACAUCUUAAAAUAUUUAAUUUAAAAAGUUUCACUUUAAGAACAUAGGCCUGGACAGUGUAAUUCCAUUUUAUUCACAAAUUAAUCAAUUGAUCACUACAUUCAACAAAGUUUAUGCCCAAAUAAAUUGUAUUUUUCUAAGCUCUUUGCCAUGAGAUUUUGACCUCCAUAUUCCUGACUCAAAAUAUGCAUAUUCCUUACAUCUUUACAAUUUUCCAUAAAGAAAGAGUAAAUAUAUUUUUUAAUUCUUUUUUUUUUAAAUAUUCUUUUUUUUUAAUUUGGAACUUGAAACUCUAAAAACAAAUUAAUUUACCAUGUUCAUUGUUCAAGUUAUUUUUCCAUCUGCUCAUUUCCUUUUUUUUUCAAUUUCUAUUUUGGAGUGUGAGUUAAUGGGUCAAAUUGUUUGAAAUUGUUUGUAUGCUUCACUGUUACUGCUGUAGUGGAUUUAAUUUAUUCAGUGUUAUUUACACUUGUAUUUACAAUUUGUUUAAUAAAGUUAACUUUAAAAUAUAAGUAUUUUUGUCUUAAUUUGUUUUUUACAAUAUCAUCAAAUGUAUAAUCAUAUCAUAUCACAGAUGAGAGACCAAAAGAUCAUAAUGGUUAUUUGAUUACUUGUUUUGCUACUUGAAAAUUCAUUUGAACUCAUACCACAAUAGUUUCUACAGGCAGCCUCUAUAUGCUAAAGCAAUGAUUUCCAAAAUAAUCAGCAGCAACAUUCACAAAACUCUUGAUAUCACUUUCGUAGAAGUUGAAUAGGCAUUUCAAUUCUGACUUUAGCAACAAGUUUAGACUGAAAUUGAUCUGUGUAUUUAAAAAAAUUAACAGUCUUUGCUCAAU
Molecule: messenger RNA, 20668 nt
Organism: Lymnaea stagnalis (great pond snail)
Lineage: Eukaryota; Metazoa; Mollusca; Gastropoda; Lymnaeidae
Source: the annotation of a GenBank genome assembly